Kockovaella imperatae is the source of this 1722-nucleotide messenger RNA. RefSeq names its product MFS multidrug transporter. Gene Ontology annotation, molecular function: transmembrane transporter activity. Gene Ontology annotation, biological process: transmembrane transport. Lineage: Eukaryota; Fungi; Basidiomycota; Tremellomycetes; Tremellales; Cuniculitremaceae. The transcript has 14 exons. The record is from RefSeq and is a predicted model, not a curated record. Bases 1 to 1722 code for a protein of 573 amino acids.
AUGGACAAACAGACUUUGGUCAAACCAUUUACAGCAUCCGGGAGGGAACAGUUGAAGCAAGGAUCAGCGGCUACACAUGUGGAAGAAGUUCAAAGAGAUCAUGAGAGAGGCAAGCAUCGUGUGCUGAAAGAAAAGGAUGCGUGGAAGAAAUUGGGAUACUCAUUCUCAACAUGGCGAAAGUGGCAGAUCUUGUUCAUCAUGUUCCUCAUUCAGAUCUCCAUCAAUCUGAAUGCCAGUCUGUACGCGAACGGAGUGGGAAUGAUCUCAGACAAGUUUGGCAUCUCGAAACAAGCCGCUCGAGUCCCUCAAUUGACCUUUCUUGUCGCUUAUGCCUUUGGUUGCGAGCUCUGGGCCCCGUGGUCUGAAGAACUUGGAAGAUGGCCUACCCAACAGCUUUCCCUACUCCUCGUGAACAUCUGGCAGAUCCCCUGUGCGCUAGCGCCAAACUAUGCCACUCUCGUUGUCUGCCGAUUCCUCGGUGGUCUGUCCACAGCUGGAGGAUCAGUGACACUCGGAGUCGUCGCUGACAUGUGGCUCCCGGAUGAUCAAGAAUAUGCCGUCGCCUUCCUUGUCAUGUCCUCUGUCGGAGGAAGUGUCGUCGGAGCCGUCGUCGGAGCGUUCCUCGAGGCUUGGGCCCCGCUCGUCUGGCUAUUCUGGACUCAAAUGAUCGUCGGGUUCUUCGUGCAAGCUCUUCACUUCUUCUUUGUCCCUGAGACACGAUCGACCAUCUUACUAGACCGAGAGGCAAAAAAGCGUCGUGCGGAUGGUGAAGAGAACAUCUUCGGACCUAAUGAGUGUAAAGAAGACAAGAUGACCGUCAAGGAUGUUCUUGUCAUUUGGGCUAGACCUUUCCACAUGCUCUUCACCGAGCCUAUCGUCGCGUGGUUAUCCCUCUUGAGUGGAUUCUCCGACUCGCUCAUCUUUACCUUCUUGCAAGGUUUCACCCCGGUCUACCAGAAGUGGGGCUUCUCAACCUAUCAACUGGGUCUAGCAUUCAUCCCUCUCCUGGUUGGAUACUUCCUCUCCUAUCUCUCGUUCCUACCUUCUAUCCACUACUUCCGACAGAAACGUAGACGAUAUGGCUCAAAAGCAGUAUCACCGGAAAAGCGAUUAUGGUGGUUGCUUUUCGUCAUCUUCUUGGAGCCCAUAGGACUGUUCAUAUUCGCCUGGACGGGUAUUGGUCCGAGCUAUGGUAUACCUUGGAUCGCCCCAAUGAUCGGUUCAGCUCUGGUGGGCAUAGCCAAUUAUGCGAUCUAUCAGUCAAGUAUCGACUAUACCGUGGCGGCUUACGGAGCCUAUGCUGCUUCUGCGACUGGAGGCAACGAUUUCUGUCGAGACUUCCUCUCGGGUAUCGCAGCCCUGUAUUCGGAGCCGAUGUAUACCAAUAUCGGCAACAAAUUCCCUCAAGCUUGGGCAGGCACCAUCCUAGCCGUGUUCUCUCUCUUCGUGACCACUCCGAUCUUUUACUUCUACAAGAAUGGUGAAAAGAUCCGAAUGAACAGUAAAUUCGCCUCUCGCAUUGCGAAAGAGCGAGAAGAGGAGGACGAAGAUGAUUCCGAACACCAAUCAGACGAACGUCAAGGGAGAGAUUCAGAUGCCACAAUGAUCGAAGCUGGAGAUGGACAUCGGCACAUUCAUAUGGAGGGUGCGGAUGGAGCUGCUGCAGCUGCCCAGGCACACGAUCAUCAUGAUCAUCCCGAAGAACGAUCUGCGUAUCUGUGA